AUGAAGGAGCUCCUCCUCCUCCUCCUGGUGGUGACGAAGGCGUCCUCCAGGUCUCACAGCAGCUGGUGUGAGCCGGGCUGUAACUGUCAAGGAGAUCUGAAGUUCACCAUCUGCUCUCGGGCGCUCUUCACCGAGCUGCCCGCCAGAGUCCCCCCCUACACCGACCUCCUGGACCUUUCGGACAACCUCAUCUCCGUCAUCCCCGAAGGCUCCUUCAACAAAAACCGCAAGCUCAGAAUCCUGCUGCUGCAGAACAACAACAUCAGCGUGGUGGAGGACGGGGGCUUUUCUCAGCUGGAGUUCCUGCAGAAACUGGACCUGAGGUGGAACCGGAUCUCCACCCUGACUGAAGGUUUCUCCUUCGGCUUGGCCUUCCUGCGGGAGCUGCAGCUCGCCCACAACCGCCUGACGGGCCUGCACAGCCGCAGCUUCCUGCACCUGGACGGCCUCCAGAGGUUAAACCUGACCGGCAACAGCAUCCGCACCAUCCAGGUGAGGUCGUUCUCCCCCAUGAGCAGCCUACGGCAGCUCCACCUGCAGGACAACCGGCUAACGUCUCUGCGGAGCGGCAUCUUCUCCAUGCUGCGCUCCCUGGAGGUCCUCAACCUGGCCGGGAACCGGAUCAGCAAGAUGGAGACGGGCGUCUUCAAGCCGCUCACCAGCAUGUCGUUACUCAACCUGGUCAACAACCAGAUGUCCACCGUCUACUUCAAGACGUUCCUCAGCAUCCGCACCUACAGCACCCACAUCCUGCUGGAGGAGAACCCGUGGAACUGCGACUGCGACCUGCAGAGAGUUUUCCGGAAGCUGCAGAGCAUCCAGAGGCUCUUCCUGGACGACUACUACAACCUGACCUGCGAGGAGCCGCCGGUCCUCAAGGACUACCGGCUGAUGGACACGGAGCUGUGCCUCGCCGAGACCAUCACCGUGCUCAUCAUCACCAUCACCGUGGUGAUAACCGUGCUGGCCGCCAUACUGAUGGGCGAGAGGAGUAGGAAGAAGAAGGAGAAAAGGAGGAAGCACUGGCCGCAGCAGGGAGAGCUUUCAGAAGAGUCGGACUACUGAAUCUUUCUUCUGUUUCCUUCUGAAGUCCCGAUUAAGCUUCUUUUUUACACUCUAUAUGUAAAUUACUAUCGUUACUUUAACCCCACAGGAACAUCUGAUCACACUAAAUAUAACUCAAACAUCUAAACAGUUUAGAGGGAAUUAUUCUAAUACAUCUGCUUCAUAAACACUUUUACUUUCUUACUGGUAUAUUAAA
This is a messenger RNA of Cottoperca gobio, 1261 nucleotides long. RefSeq names its product reticulon-4 receptor-like 2. Gene Ontology annotation, cellular component: plasma membrane. The coding region runs from base 1 to 1065 and encodes 354 amino acids. Gene Ontology annotation, molecular function: protein binding. The transcript has a single exon. The record is from RefSeq and is a predicted model, not a curated record. Lineage: Eukaryota; Metazoa; Chordata; Actinopteri; Perciformes; Bovichtidae.